This is a messenger RNA of Gloeophyllum trabeum ATCC 11539, 1470 nucleotides long. RefSeq lists its product as uncharacterized. Lineage: Eukaryota; Fungi; Basidiomycota; Agaricomycetes; Gloeophyllales; Gloeophyllaceae. Bases 1 to 1470 code for a protein of 489 amino acids. The transcript has 2 exons. The record is from RefSeq and is a predicted model, not a curated record.
AUGUCUUCUAUCCUAGACACGAUGUUGCCCCACACUUCUGACCUCGCGUCCUCCGAUCGUCCCGAAGUUCGAGCUCUAUUAGAUGAGGGCAUCUCCGCCGAUGAGAUCAAUGCCAUGGGGGUUGACCUGGUGUGUCGACUGAGACAGUGUAUGCGACCGACAUGGAUACCAUUUCAUGAUGUUGCCGAUAUGGUCGCGCAUUGGCGCACUCAUCUUUCCCACAGACAAGAAUUUGAGAUUUAUCGGGAGUGGGACUGGGAGGUGGUUUUCGACGAGGAUUCCGAGAAUAAGGGCAAACGGCGUGCUGCCACCCCAGGACCAUCCGAGGAGGUAGUACGCCCAACAAACCGAAGUCGCCCCAACAUCCAUACGACGAAUUUUGUUAGUCCUCGCCCAGUCCGCGUCCGUCGCAUGGACUGGCUACACGGGCCCUUGCGUAGCAGUCCUAGGCCUCUACCAGGGCCUGCACACCCGCCUCAGUCCGUGAGGCGCUCCUUACAAAUGACACCACUCUUCCAGAUUUCCCAGGCUGCUACUCCGCCAACCGCGUCUCAUCACCAUGCGGCUUGGUCGUAUCACCACAUUUCUGGGACGGAUAUCUUGUCGGGGAACUCGUGGACAUCUUCUCUCGACAACAACUAUCGUUCUCUACUGGGGCGCCCUUCUGCUGUCCACGAGGACCUGGGAGCACUGGAGCAAGAUUUUCGGGCUCCGUCGCCACCGUCCAUCCAGGAAAACUUCACGAACGGUGCACAGCCCGCCUUAAGUGUGACAGACUUCGUGGAAUUAUUCAAUCGGGGCUUUUACCAGCUGGACUUUCUCGAUUCCGGCAAUGCUCCGGACUCAGAACUCAGGGCUGAUGUGGCAUCUACUCGCUACAUGCUGGGUACAGCAGGACCUGCCGAGCUUAGCUUCACUGGAGGAAUUAACUUGGACGAUCCCGCCCCCGUCAUGGAGCCAUGUGUCCUUGUGCCGCCGCUACAACCUGCUACGGAGGAUCUCGGUCUGCCUGCGAGCGCAGCCCCCACACAUGGUACUAUCCGCUUUAACGAAGUAAUGGCUCCGGCCGCUGGAGAGCUUGACCGCUUGGAGUCCCUGCUGCUCCUGGCUACUGAUUUAGAACGCAAUUUCGAAGGGAUCGACGGCCCUCUGGAUCAGCCGCCUACCUAUGAGCCUGAAUUGCACUCCACGUCGGUUUCCCUGCUCCAGAAUUCCAAUGACUAUGUCGUUAAUAAAGCCAGUCAUGAUUCGGACGCCGCAGGCCCACUAGCGAUUGACCCCCUUCAGACGCUCCUAACAAGUGCCGACACGCCGUGUUCUUCCGAUAUCUCCUCGGGACACGGGUAUUGGGUUUCAUCCAGCCCGGAGGAAGGCUCGCUCUUAGAGACGUCGAUACCUAUCAGCAAAUACAGCUCCCUGCAUGGUUGGGAUGGAUCAAUGGGCUCCGACCAAACUUCAGAUACACGUUGA